This is a messenger RNA of Branchiostoma floridae (Florida lancelet), 1903 nucleotides long. Its product is annotated as serologically defined colon cancer antigen 8-like. The transcript is spliced from 2 exons. The coding region runs from base 199 to 1488 and encodes 429 amino acids. The record is from RefSeq and is a predicted model, not a curated record. NCBI's taxonomy places the organism in Eukaryota, Metazoa, Chordata, Leptocardii, Amphioxiformes, Branchiostomatidae.
AUCAUACAGUGGUAUACUUAAAGCAAUAUUAACCUUUUGAUGAUUUCAAAGUUAUUGUUUAUGUUUAUUUUUUGUUUAUUUUCAUUUUACGCCCUAUAUCAUAAUGGACUAAGCAAAGUGGUGGAAUGCGCGGUGUACAAGGCAUCCGCAGUCAAGACACGGGUGUAACCAGUAGCCAAAACGUGUAAAACUGUUGCCAUGGACACAGAGGAUGAAACCUCCAUUCCUGCUGUGGGCAUAAUUUCUCCACAGGAUGACAGUACUGCCACGUCCGUCCAACACUUGGUCAGUCAACAGGGAAAUACCUGCACUUCUGCAAAUGGCUACACGGGGGAGCAGUUUCCAGAGAAGCACACGAGGGUACACCUGGAAAUUGUGGAAAAGUUGAUGAAGGAGAAGGAAGAUCUGGAAAUGGAGCUGCACAUGCUCACCAAACAACUGGAGAAAGAGCGCAUCAACUACCAAGAAAGACUCCAGUCAAGAGACAUGGGGCUGAGGGCUAAAGACAUCAUUAUAGAGGACAUGAAGAACUGUGUGAAAAGUAAAGAUGAAGAGAUCAGACAAGCACAUCUGAGUGUUGCACCCAAAGACAAAGAAAUUGCGAACCUUAAAGAAAUGCUGAAAGCUCGGGACUUGAUUCUGCAGGGUAUGCAGAAGUCUAUAAAGGAAGGGGAUAAAAAAGUUGAAGCUAAACAAAAAGCUGUGCUGGAGAAAGAAGGCCACAAAAAGGAGCUUGAAAUGCAGCUUAGGAAGGCAGAAAGUGACAGAAAGAUUAUUCAAGAGAGGCAUGACAAGCUGAUACGUCAGAUGAGAGAUACGGCAGUAAGGAAGUUGAAAUUUUCCACAGAACUCGACGCCUUGAAGAAAACGAUAGCACAAGAGCAGGAAGAAAGGUCAACAAGGUUAAAUGAGGGGUUGGACUCGUUGUCGAGUGUGUUUAACAUGAUGUGUGACUUUGUGGAGGAGCUGCACUCCGCUGAGGUGACAAACGGAGCUGAGGACUCAACAGUCUCCAGAACUGUCAUCUCCAUGGCCCUGGAAGCAGAGGUGAGGAAGGACUGGAUGCUGGGAGAGAUGGAGAGAAUACACUCCCUAUUCAACGGGCAUGUGGCAAAACUGAUCGAAAGGAUGGAGCAGAGGGAACAGCAGUUACAUGACGACCUCUGCAGGAUGUCACAUGAAGGUCAAACAGAAGUCAAAGUUCAGGAGAUAAACAAGAGGUCAGAUGGUAACCACAAGAAUGAGAAAGAAGAUGUAAACAAAGCAUCUGCAGGUUUGCCUCUUGCUGAUGCAGAUAAAGAUGCAGACGAAGAUGACACAGAAGAAGCUGUUGAGGCAGAAGACAACAAUCUUACAGACGGCCCUGGGACAGAGACUAACUCUCCUUCCCAGGGAGAACAAUCAGAAACCAAGAGCAGAAGAGUAUCAAAAGGCUGGUCCAGCUUUACAGGACGGUUCGGGAAGAUGUUUCAGUCUCAGAGCAACUAGUGCCAAAUUUCUGUUCCAGAUAGUUUCCAUUCAAAAUGGACCAAUGGUUACAUAGGACAUUGGAUCUCAGGGCCUCUUUUGGGCAAUAAUGUUGUGAUUAAUAAAUACUGCAUGUGAUUGACUAAGGGACUGAUGAUGUGAGUGACAGGAAAUAGUUCACUGAAGGUAGUUUCUUCUCAUCUACAUCAUUGUGCAGAAAUGAUGUUCAAGUCACAAGCCAUAUUUAAAGUAGUUAUAUGUAGCCACAUUAAGUAUACUGAUUUAUUUCUACUACAUAUGCACUGCCUUCAACUUGUACUCAUGCAGGCCAUACAUGCUGAAACCACAAAUUUAGAUACAUGUGUGGUGAGCACAACAUAGAAAUUACAUGUAAUAUGUCUGUGUAUAUUUGUGAAAUAAACCAAUGUGGAAUCGA